Molecule: messenger RNA, 3622 nt
Organism: Chara braunii
Lineage: Eukaryota; Viridiplantae; Streptophyta; Charophyceae; Charales; Characeae
Source: the annotation of a GenBank genome assembly
GCUGUACCAUCUACAACAGUGGUAACUAUAGUCCCACUGUCAAGUCAGGCCCAGGUUAGUAUGCAAUAGCCUGUUUCAGUGGCUAUGCAGCCGCUGCAGCAAGCACCUAGGCCCAUGCAGCCUAUGCAGUGGAUGCCCAAGAUAGCUUUGAUGAGUCCCAAGCCCUUCUCUGGCGAUAAGAAGAAGGAGGAAGACUUGGACACCUCGGUGAGAACUGUGCCUACUUAUGUGAGGCAUAAGCUCGCAAGGCCAGAGCAAGAAGUUGUAGUGGCUGCCUCCUUUUUAGAAGGAUCAACAGCCCGCUGGUUAAAUGGCUUAGUGCAGCAACAGGGCUACGGUCAAAACUUCGAUGCCUGGGCACAAUCUCAGACAUUGGAAGAGUUCAUACGGUCCGUGUACAACAGGUGGCAUGACCCACAAGGGGCUCAGAAGGCCACUGGCGCUAUCAACAGUCUUUGUUCCCGAAGGUUCAAGAAUGUUGGAGAGCUGACGGACGCCGUAGAACGAUUAAUCGUGGUACCUGGGGUGCGUUUUGACCAGCAGGUUCUCUUAACGGAUUACCUAAGGUGCCUAUCGUCAGAGGUAAGGACCAAGCUGGUUGACGAAGCCUAUGUUGAACAGCACACCUUCGCUUCUUUUAGUAAGAAAGCUCUKGACAUCGAGGCAAAGCUAGGAUCUGCGCAUCAGGCCCCCAACGAUGGUAGGAAGAGACUGCCCCAAGAUUGGAAGAAAAAGGGUCAGUUAAUGUUCGUUGACCACGAUGGUCAAACGAUGGAGAUUGACGACUACUCAGAUCUUGGGGAGUUAACAGAGCACGAUGGGGGUAGUGAGACUUCAGAUGGUGGAGUCGUGGCACCCAUCAAGGAAAAGGCUAGGGGGACCGGGAAGAAGAAGGUAGGACGGUCCACAGGCGUGGUAGAAAGGGAGGUUGUCCAUGCAAUAGAGGUUGUCCCAGGUAGUAAGGUGCCUAGAGGACGAAUCUAUAGGAUGUCUCCUGCAGAGUUAGAUGAGCUCCGCCGCCAGCUCAAGGAGCUCACAGAGAAGGGAUGGAUUCGGCCUAGUACCUCCCCUUACGGCGCUCCAGUCCUAUUCGUACCGAAGAAGAGAGGUACCUUGAGGAUGUGCAUUGAUUAUAGGGGCCUCAAUGCCAUCACCGUUAAGAACGCGGAGCCCCUACCCUGCAUCGACGACCUCUUGGAUAGAGUGCAGGAAUGCCGGUACUUCACCAAGAUAGAUUUGAAGUCCGGAUACCAUCAAAUUGCCAUUAGACCUGAGGACCAGCACAGAACCGCAUUUCAAACCAGGUACGGUCUAUACGAGUUUGUGGUCAUGCCCUUUGGCCUAUGCAAUGCACCUGGUACGUUCCAGCACGCGAUGAACAAGAUUUUUCAUGAUUACUUAGACAAGUUUAUCGUCGUGUACCUCGACGAUAUUCUUAUCUUUAGUAAGACUGUAGAGGAGCACGCUGAGCACUUGAAAAUAGUGCUAGGUCUCCUAAGACAGCACCAGUACAAGGUUAACUUGGAGAAAUGCGAGUUUGGUCGCACCAAGAUCUUGUACUUGGGUCAUGAAAUCUCAGCAGAUGGACUGAGGCCGGAUGAUUCCAAGGUGGCCAGCAUACGUGACUGGCCCAGACCUCAGACUGGUACUGAGGUCAGAUCGUUUUUGGGGAUGACGGACUAUUAUCAUCCGCUUGUGAAGAACUAUAGUACUAUAGCUUCCCCACUAACAGAUCUAACACGACUUGACACCCCUUGGGAAUGGACAGAAGAGUGUGAGGCAGCCUUCAAGAAAUUGAAGUAUGCUCUAACACACUAUGAAGUCCUCAAGCUCYCGGAUCCUGACCAGCCCUUUGUCGUGACCACAGACGCCAGCCAAUAUGGCAUAGGCGCGGUCCUUGCGCAAAAGGAGGGGAAAAAGUUGAGACCGAUCGAGUAUAUGAGUAAGAAGAUGCCAUCUCAAAAACUAGCAAAGUCCACGUACGAGCGUGAGCUCUAUGCCCUAUAUAGAGCGCUGGUUCAUUGGAGACAUUAUUUCCUAUGCAGAUUCUUCUAUGUGAGAUCUGACCAUGAAACCUUGCGCUGGAUCAAGACACAGCCUGUGCUCUCUGAUGCACUCAAGAGAUGGAUACAAGUGAUAGACAUGUAUGACAAUCAACUUGAUCCCAUCAAGGGAGAGUACAACGAAGUGGUCGAUGCAUUAUCUCGUCGGGCAGAUUAUCUGGGCGCACUAUUAGCAUUGCCACGACAACGGCAGUGCCACGUCAGCAGUGCCACAUUAGUAGCAGUGCCACGACAGCAGCAGUACCAACGUCAGCAGUGCCCCGCCACCAUGACGGGUUCAGCUUUGGGCAUGCCAGGCCAACUGGCCAACGAGUCCAUUGCCGAGUACCGACAAUGGUUCCAAGCUCAGCUCACACUGAUCGAGGCUGAGGAACAGCGCCAGGCGGCAGCCGAGGCUGCCCGCCUACAGGCUGAGUGGAGGCAGCAGCUUCAGGCCGCAAAUGAUGCACAUGCCCAAGCCCGCCUCAAGGAGGCCCAGGAUCUGCUGCAGCGGCACGAAGCCACCGGCUCCGAGUUGGUGAAUCUUCGACGGGCAGUGCGGAACCACAAGGGUCUGCACGAGGAUGCUACACGGGCACUUGAUUCCCGUGUACACGACUUGGAGCAAGCAGCACCAGGACCAGAAGCUGGCGAACCCAGCAGUGCAGCCUCAACCCGCCAAUUGGAGCAACGAGUUGACCAUGUAGUCGCAAUGCUCGGAGACAUCAGCACCUUCCCCGCACCAGCUACCAUCAGCGAGCAGCUGGACACCUUGAAGAUCGAGGUUCGACAACUGCACCAGCUGCCCGACAAGGAUGGCAACACCAGUGCGCAGCAGUACAAGAUGCCGACAUUCCGGAUCGAAAAGUUUGAUGAUUAUACGCAUCAAGACCCGGUCACCUGGUGGCAGGGCUUUACGACGAAACUUUGGAUUCAUCACGUCCCCGAGCACUCGUACAUUGGGGCGUUCGUUGUUCCUCAACUCAAAGGGCGGAUGCCAAAUCUGGCCCAGCCACCUGGCAACCAUCCACGCGUGCAGGUCGCCGAUCUACACAAGAAGAUCUCUUGGGAAGAUCUGACGAGACAAUGGAAGAAACGGUUCAUCGUUGACGACGCCCCGGCGCUCGCCAUCAACCGCCUCUUCGCCAUGACUCAAGGCAACAUACCGACACGAGACUACCUCACGGAAUGGCAAAAGAUUGUGGCAACACCCCAUCUUGACUUACCAUUUUCGCAUUUGCGCCGGGAGUUCUACAACCGGCCGUGUGCCGCCUUGAGCCUCGCACUCGGUGAUCGAGAACAGUACAUGACCUUCGCCGAAAUCAUCAACAAGGCGCGUGAGAUCAUCAAGAUCAACCGGACUGCUGCACACGAGAAGUCAGCGUGGCAGCCAGCCCAUGUGGAGAAAGGAAGAUUCGGUCCGCGUCCGGAGCCCGCCGCCGCAGUCCAACCGGACAACAUUGUGGAAGACCCGGCAGCCACCCCAACAUCACAUGAGGGAGAUCAGGUGGCCGCUCUCCAGCCGUGAAGCAACAACAACUCCCAUGGAAAAGGGAAGGCGAAAACCGCAUCGCCAGCCG